ACUGGGUAAUUAAAAAAAGGUGUUCUUGACCAUGGGUCAUCCACAUCUGUGGAACAAAUGUGUGUGUUAGGAAUAUCAAAGCCGUGAUAUAAAAAGCAUUCAUUAGUCAGUUGCGACUAGAGUGACGGGAGAGUUAUAGCUGGAGUAGCGAAUGAGUAGCGAGUGAUUAGCGAGUGAUUAGCGAGUGAGUUGCGGGUUAAUCGUUAUUCAGGAGUUGUCGAGUCGUUGUAAGUUGUAAGUUGUAAGUUGUAAGUUGUAAGUUGCCGAGUUGUCGUGAGUUGCUAAUUGAAUCCCCCCAUGAUGAAGCUGCCGAUCUCUUUGUCGAUAGUAUUAAUUUUCUCGCCGUUGAUUGUAGUUGGAAAUAUUAUUCCGAUCGACUACGAAACGACCAUGAAUGAGAUUUGCCAGAACGAAAGUUUAACAUUAUACUUCACUAGUUCUACAGAGAUUUAUGAAAACAGUAUUGUUUCUCCUACUCUAAAAUGUAUCACCAUAAAAGGUUACGUUCCUAAAUUCAAGGAUGGAGUUUUCGAAAACGUGCCAAAUUUGAAAUUCCUUAACCUCAGUAAUAAUAAGAUCUAUUCGGAUAACUUAUUCACUUUUGGUAGUCUUUCACACGUGAAAAUACUAGAUCUCAGUAAUCAAAAUGUUUACAAUAAUUAUAGACCAAACGUAGACGGCGUGUAUCCUGAACUUGAAUAUUUGAAUUUAAGAAAUGCUCGCAUAGACGGGUUAACAUCGUCACGGAAAAAUCAAUUUCCAAAACUGAAAUAUUUGGAUCUAUCAGAGAAUCUAAUAAAAUACAGAAUGUCUUUGUCGCUAGAUAUGCCCUCCACAUUAACGCAUCUUGAUCUGAGUAACAACGACAUUAAUCAAUUUUCAUUUGAACAAAUGGAAAAUCUGUUGUCGUUAACGUUAGAUCGUAACUCAAUUGUGUAUCUUGAGCCAUAUAGGGGUAUUGAUUUGACAGGGCUGGAAAAAUUGGAAAAACUGUCGCUAGCGUACAAUAAGAUCUCGUACAUUAGCGGUCAAGCAAUUGAAAAAAUGUCCAACCUUCGGCAUUUGGACCUUUCUAGCAAUUCUUUAUCGACUUUUGAUUUCGAUAUGCUUAAAUCGAUGAAAUCUUUAGAGAUUCUUGCACUAGAUAAUAAUUCGUUGGAUCGUGUUCCCGUAACAACAAGUCUAAACAUAACUCAACUCUCGUUAAAUCGCAACAAUAUACGUUAUUUAACGAUUAACACCUUUUUCUAUCUGCAAAGCUUAAAAAACUUAUCUCUAAGCGAGAAUAAAAUCGAGAGCAUCCAGGCGGACACGUUUCAGAACCAAGUGCUGUUAGAAGAGCUAUAUCUGAAUGACAACCAAUUAAGUUAUUUACCAACAAAUUGGUGUGAAUCAAUGAAAAUGCUGCGAUAUCUAAAUUUGGCGGGGAAUAAAUUCGCCUUGUUGGAAUCAGUGAUUUACUCUUCUAAUUUGCCCGUGCAACAUCUACACUUUGAACGCAACCCUCUUACGUACAUCAAUGGAAGUUUAUUUCGACUGAUACCAGAAAAUAUGACGAUUUAUCUAAACGUUAAUGUAACGUCUAAUAGACCGUCAAAUGUACGUGAUGUGUCAACUCUUGUCUCAUGGUACGCAUUCAAUCAUUCUUUGUCGUUUUACAUGUUAUUUCUUAAGACACAUAAUCAUGCAUCAAAGUUAUCUGUUUUUAUUUGUCUCUGUUCACAUCGACACAUUUCGAUAUGUAAUAAAAUCAUUAUACUGUUGAGUACGUUAAUAAGUAUUACAAAAUCGAUACCGAAAAUAAGUUGGGAAAAGGAUGCGGAUCGUACGUGGAUCACGUAUCGUAACGCGAUAAGUAAUAUAAAUUUCGUCGCAUGUUCCGAAGACGAAAGUAUUAAUCUGCAUGGACUGGGAUUAGAAAAGAUUCCUAAAGAUCUGGUGAAAAGCAAAGCAAUAGAAUCAAUAUUGUUACAUAACAAUAGUAUCCGAAAAAUACCAAUAGAUGCAUUCGCAGAAGCUCCUCUUUUGAAGUGUCUAAAUCUCGGAUAUAAUUAUAUCUCUUUCGAUAAUCUUGAGAUAAAGCACAAUAAUUUGAAAACAUUAAUUAUGGAUUUUCAAAGUAUACCAGAAACCAACGAUGUAACAGUUUUAAGACAGCCAAAAAUACGUUGUCCUAACGUUGAUACAUUGUCUUGGAGAGGAAUAACUCACGAAUUUCCUCUUUUGUGGAUGGAAAUAUUUCCAAAGUUAAAAAAUAUUUAUUUAUCCGACAGUCGAUACAUCCAAAUUGUUAACGAAACUGCCAUGUCUUAUUUACCGAAUUUGAGAAGUCUAUACUUAGAACGAAAUUCAAUUAGUGAAUUCAUUAUGGAUGAUCUUGGAAACAUCGAGACAUUGUAUUUGGAUGAGAAUCCUCUCGAGGAAUUUUGGAUCAAUCCAAUACGACAAAGGUUAAAAAUUUUAUCAUUAUCUAACUGUUCGUUGUUUAAUAUAUUUGAGUUAAAUAUUCGAUCCUUAGAAUCGUUAAAUUUAUCUCAUAAUCGAAUUCAUGUCAUACCGAUAGGCGUGUUCCAACACACGUUUUUAUUAGAAAAUUUGAAUCUAGAUAACAAUCAAUUAACAACAAUUCCUCCUAUAGAUCGCUUAAAUAAUUUGAAAACAUUGUCGUUAAAUUAUAACUUACUUAGCAAUAUUACGGAUAUAGUAACAUCAAGUACUUUAAAAACGUUGAAUCUACGCGGAAAUGAGAUAAAGAACAUCGACGUAAUAGAGAUGUGGGAUCUGAAAAUGUUAGAAUAUUUAGACAUAUCUCAUAAUAAAUUAGAAUCAUUGCCUCUGAAAUGGCACAAAGGCAUGAACAGGCUAAAAUAUCUAAAUUUGCAGUAUAAUAAUUUUAUAAGUAUAGAAAAUAUGUCAAUCUUUCACAUGAGUUAUUUGAAAAAAUUGUACAUAAAAAAUAAUAAUAUCAUGUAUAUAGAUCUAAAUACAUUAUCAAGUGUGCCAAAUAAUUGUACUAUAUAUGUGCUUUAAAAAUGUUAUUACUUUAUAACUUAAUAGUAUUAUAAUUGAUACCAUACAGUAUAAUAUAAUAACAGUUGUAAUUAUUAUAUCGAGAGUAAAAUCAUUUAUUUAGUGCUGGAAUAAAUUCGAAGAACUCAAGCCUGA
Bombus pascuorum is the source of this 3165-nucleotide messenger RNA. Its product is annotated as toll-like receptor 8. Gene Ontology annotation, molecular function: protein binding. NCBI's taxonomy places the organism in Eukaryota, Metazoa, Arthropoda, Insecta, Hymenoptera, Apidae. The coding region runs from base 298 to 3030 and encodes 910 amino acids. The record is from RefSeq and is a predicted model, not a curated record. The transcript has 4 exons.